GGCUUUAGGACCCGGUGGCGGCGGCGGUGGCAGUGGCAGCACUGCGCCCUCCACGGGGCUGUGUGUGUUUACAGUGGAGAGAAUGGAGCUUUAGAAACUGGAGUUUUUAUUAAUCACCAAUCAGAAUGAUCACCUGCCUUACUGCUGAGGGGACGAUGAGGACUGAUACACUGUGAUACAGUUGUUUUGAUGGAGUCUUCGCGGGGAACUGGCUCUCACUCCCGCGAGUAUAAACUGGUGAUGCUGGGGGAAGGAGGAGUGGGGAAAAGCGCCAUCAUCAUGCAGUUUAUCAGCCACAGGUUUCCUGAGGACCAUGACCCGACCAUAGAGGAUGCGUAUAAGACGCAGAUACGCAUAGACGAUGAGCCAGCAAACCUGGACAUCUUGGACACAGCAGGACAGGCUGAGUUCACAGCCAUGCGGGAUCAGUACAUGAGAGCUGGAGAAGGCUUCAUCAUCUCCUAUUCCAUAACGGACCGCCGCAGCUUCCAGGAGGCUCGUCACUUCAAGGAGCUGAUCUACCGUGUCCGCCGCACCGUGGACACACCUGUGGUGCUUGUGGGAAACAAAUCAGACCUUGCUCACCUCAGACAGGUGUCAAUGGAGGAAGGAAAAGAGCUGGCGAGGGAAUUCCAGUGUCCGUUCUUUGAGACAUCGGCAGCAUUUCGUUAUUACAUUGAUGAAGUGUUUGCCGCACUGGUGCGCCAGAUCCGUCAGAAGGAGGCCGAGGUGGUUCGGGGGAACGAAAGAAAGAGCCGCCGCUCACACUCUUUCUGGAGUCGUCUGAAAGCACCGUUUCACAAGAAACAGCAGUCUGGGCACUGAGGGGGCUGAUGGGAUACUGUGGUCCUCUGAGACCUAGACGGGGACAUCUGUACACUGAAAAAAAAGUGCCGCAUUGAGUUAGCUUGUUACAUACAUAAUUUCCCAAAUGAAUGUAAUAUGCUACAUCAGCACUGUUCUGACUUUCAGUUUACUUACUUCUGGCAAUAAUUAUACUGAUGUAACAUUUUAUUCACAUGGAAAUUAAUCAGUGCGUCACUUUUUCCCCCCAGUGUCGUCCUCUUUCUGCCAGCUCCAAAAGGGGCGUUUUGUGAACUAUUGACAUAGAUAGCGUACAUGAUUUAAUACCAUUGAUUAAGCACUCCAAAUCAUUUUCAUUUUGCUGAUCUGACACCGACCAGCCUUUUUUGUGCAGGACACACACUUACGGUCAUUAUACUGUAUGUAAAGGCUGUUUAUUGUUACUCUUAUAGGUUGACUUAUUAUUAGUGGAAAAGUAUUGAACUUGAAAGUUUUGUAUUUCUUAAUAUAUGCGCAGCAGCUUUUGAGGUUGACUUUCAGGAGAACUGUAGUACCUCGAUUUGAAAAAUGGGAGGAAAUAAGAAAGUUGUGGAGACCUGAGGAAAGGAUUGUUAUGGGGUGAUGGGAGUAGAGAUAUGCAGUAUUGUGCAUAGUGUGAGAAUACUCUUCAUUUCUUUCAUUUCCAGUCAAAAUGGCCAUUAGGCAAGGUUAUUGUUUUAUCUUUUUAAAGAGGUUUAAUAAGACAGAAUGGCUGUGCAGCUUUUUUGAUGGUGGUCGCUGUGUGAUGUAUGAUGUUGCUAGGUGGUUUCUGUGGUAAUCCAGGUAGUUGCUAUGAUGAGCAAUAUGAUUAAAAGAUGGUUGCUACACUGUUGCAAGGUGAUGGCAAUGGCAUUUAAGGCUGAUUGAUAUGGCUCAUGUUGUUUUCAAGUGGUUGCUGUGGUUUAUUGUGUGUUUCUAAUGUGCUGGUAUCAUCGUGACAUUUAUGAAAACAACUGAAGAAAAUGUGCAAAAUUCUGUUGCUACAUGGAAACAUCUGAUCAGAAAGCUGUAAACCCGCCUGAAUCACACAAUUAGACUGAGCAAACUGUUGGAGUUAGAAUGAUGUUGACAUCUUUACAACUACAGAUAAGUGUAGUUAAUAUAAGAGUACAGCAUAAGAAGGAUAAGAAUAAGAAGAUACAUCAGGUAAUCUAAUUGCUUUGCAGUGCAUACCAUAAUAAUCAGUCUAAUAAUAAUUGUGAGGAAGGAGAAAGAAAGCAAAGGAACAUAAAGAAAAAUACAGGAGUUUGCAAAACUGGAGUUCAAAACAUGAUUCAUAGAAAAAAAUAUGACCUUUAAUAAACUUUCUAGACUUGAUAGUCUUAAAAAUGCCUCCAUCAGAACAACAGCACUUUCAUCUUAGACCUGUAAACAUCCACAGAUGUUUGUGUCUCCCUGAAUGAAAGGAUAUGGAACAGAUAAAGAAGCUCUUACUGAGAAAGGCAAACAAAUGAAUCAAACAGCUGCUCUCAAAAAAACUCAAAAUGAAAAUGCUUUGACAGAACAAAACGUGUUUCUCUGCAGGUGUUUUGAAGAAGAAUUACACGCGAGUCUACAGAGAAGAACAAAAGCUGUAACAAAGAUAAAGGGUGCACUUGUAAAACACUCAAACAGCUAAUAUCACACAUUAAACUAGAAUUAAAUGAAUGAAAAAUGGUUCAAUUAAAGUAUGAAAUUGCUAAUAGAAUGUGUUGACAAUCUUGUACUUAAUGGCUGUUUUGACUGGACCCUAAACAAAUGAAGGGUGAGUUUUGCGGUAGGGAUGAUUUAUAGAAGGUUUAAGAUAUUGCAGGAAAGAACAGAAAGUGAGAAUGCAGUAUGUGAGGAGUAAAGGACAGAGAAAGAAAUAGAUGGACAGCAUUAAACAAAGUGCUGAAUUUAUGUGUACAUGAUUUUCACAUGGGCAUAACUCAUCCACAUAGAACUGUUUUUCACAUUUUUAGCAAUGACCUGUCAUGUAAUGCAAUUAAUUCAUGUGAAAACUAUGCACACAUUUGAUUCACAUAUAUACAUAUGUUGUGUAUACAUUUUAUUUUUCAGCGUAGGUCAAAAAUAUGGAUGGGAAGUUCAGUUAUGUGGAGACGUGCUAGUUGGCUUAACUGAUUCUGUAAAAGUAUCUUUUCAUCCCAGUUGUGUUUUUGUGUCCAAAGCUUGAGUCAAGGGCAUGUUUGCUUUGCAUCUGUGGGCUGCAGUCUGUUUGCAGUGCGGGUGGGUGUGUUUCGAUAGGGAUUGAGCUUUGUCAGAGGGGCUUGCAGAAGACACACUGGGAAAGUCCAGCCAUGCACACACAGAGAGAUUAAUGGACUAGAUGACUCAAUACAACACAAUAGAGUUGGAUUUACAGUAGAGGGUAUGCCAGUUGUUACUGUUGUAGAGUAAUGUAGUCAGUAGAUGAACAGAAACCUUACCUCUCCCAAAAUGGCAAAUGAAUGUGACUAAAUAAAAUAUGUGGUGUUCUCUCUUUCCCAUAUUGUGCAGUUACUACACAUAAGAUCUGAAUGGUAUAUCUGGCUGUUGCUGAGUGUUAUGCAAAUGCCAGACUUUUUUUUUUCUUUAAGUGUGAGAUUUUUUAUUAAUUGCGUGAUCAUGAAUACUAUAUUUUCCUUAAUUUAUUUUCAUCAGAGAUUCUGGAAUAAAAUUGACGUAGAUUUAACAAAGUAAA
Molecule: messenger RNA, 3505 nt
Organism: Astyanax mexicanus (Mexican tetra)
Lineage: Eukaryota; Metazoa; Chordata; Actinopteri; Characiformes; Acestrorhamphidae
Gene: rit1
Product: Ras-like without CAAX 1
Exons: 6
Coding region: 190-825 (211 amino acids)
Biological process (GO): Ras protein signal transduction
Cellular component (GO): plasma membrane
Molecular function (GO): calmodulin binding; GTP binding; GDP binding
Source: RefSeq, a predicted model, not a curated record